AUGCUCAGAAAGCCUAUCCAGCGCCCGGGAGAGCCCCCCGUGGCCACAGCCACCUCUGGCGGGUUCGGCAUCGUCUCCAAGCCCUUCAAGGUGCCCAAGUCUUCAGCCCCGACCCGGGAAUCGGCUCUGCCGUCCCGCAAGCGAAAGGCCGUCAAUUACAAGGAUCAAGGAGGUGCUGACGACGACGGGGACGGGGACGCAGACGGAAAGGCGAACAAGAAGAGCAAGUUUGAAGGCAAGUUUGCCAUGGGCAACAAGGAAUAUGGCUCCGAUGGUGUGCUCGGCAAUAUGGCCAAGUGGUGCAACCGCAAGUUUCCAGUAUUCGAGCCGAAAGAAAAGACUGUCGCCUUUACCAAAACCUUCUCGAUCCCCGUCAUGUACAACCCCAAGACGUCUGAACCUAUCGUCCACACCCUCUCCCGCGCCUCUCUUGGUACCCGCAGACACCCAACUCUUGUUCCCCGCCCAUUGCACGACCCCAUGGCAGACCUUGCCAUUGUGCUUUUCGAUCCUACGAUCGAUGACAAACCUGCGCCUGAAGAAAUCGAAGCCGCAAAGGCAGAGGAAGAGAAGAGGAAGAAGGAAGACGAGACGAGAGGACCCCAUAGGAGUCUGAAAAUGAUUUUGGGGAUCGUAGACGAGAAAAAGGACAAGAAGGCGGUCAAGGUGCCAGUGGUCAUUGACCCCAGGUUGGCCAAAGUCUUGCGACCACAUCAGAUCGAGGGCGUCAAGUUUCUCUAUCGGUGUACCACUGGUCUCAUUGCAGAUGGGGCGUGGGGAUGUAUCAUGGCCGAUGAAAUGGGUCUCGGUAAAACACUUCAGUGCAUUGCUCUCCUCUGGACCUUGCUCAAGCAGUCCCCCAUCGCUGGCAAGGGUACCUGUGAAAAGGUCAUCAUCGCCUGCCCGACCUCUCUCGUCGGUAACUGGGCUGCCGAGCUCGUCAAGUGGCUGGGACCCGGCGCCAUCAACCCCAUGGUUGUCGACGGCAAAGGUGGAAAAGCCGAGCUCAUUCCUGCUGUCAGGCGAUGGGUGCAGGCGCAUGGGCGGAACGUGACACUACCGGUGAUGAUUGUUUCAUACGAGACGUUGAGAACGCUGCAAGAAGAGCUGGCAAAUUGCGAGAUCGGCCUUUUGUUGGCUGAUGAGGGGCACAGGCUGAAGAAUGCUGAUACCCUCACUUUCCAAGCCCUGACCCGUCUCAAGGUCCAGCGCCGAGUCAUCUUGACCGGAACUCCCAUCCAAAAUGACCUUUCCGAGUACUUUGCUCUCCUCAAUUUCGCCAAUCCCGAAUACUUGGGCUCCAAGCUGGACUUUAAGAAGAACUUUGAAUCCAAGAUUAUGCGUGGAAGAGACGCGGAUGCGACCGACAAGGACAAGCUGGAAAGCGAUGCUACGUUAAAAAAGCUGGGUGGGUUGGUCAGCAAGUUUAUCAUCCGUCGAACAAACGAUCUAUUGUCCAAGUACUUGCCCGUCAAGUACGAACAUGUCGUCUUUUGUCGCCCCUCUCCUCUCCAAUCAUCCCUCUACAACCUCUUUGUCACAUCCAAAGACGUCCAGCGCCUCCUCCGCGGCAAAGACUCCCAACCACUCAAAGCUAUCGGCCUCCUCCGGAAGCUCGUCAAUCACCCCGACUUGCUCCACCUCCCCGAAGAUUUGCCCGGCAGUGAGAAGCUGUUGCCCGAGGGGUGGAACAGCAAGGGGCGAGACAGGUCGGUCAAUUGUGAAUACUCGGGCAAAUUUGUGGUGCUUGAGAGAAUGCUGGAACAUAUCCACAAGCAUACCAACGACAAGAUUGUCCUCAUUUCCAACGCCACCCAGACCUUGGAUCUGAUGGAGAAGCUUUGUCGAAGCAAACGAUAUGGUCACCUGCGGCUGGAUGGCAGCAUGUCUGUGCCAAAGAGGUCCAAGAUCGUUGCUCAGUUCAACGAUCCGGAAGGCAAAGAGUUUGUCUUCUUGCUCAGUUCUAAAGCUGGUGGAUGUGGUAUCAAUUUGAUUGGUGCCAACAGGCUUGUUCUGUUCGACCCUGACUGGAAUCCGGCAAGUGACCAGCAAGCUUUGGCUCGAGUGUGGCGAGAUGGGCAGAAGAAGGAAUGUUUCGUCUACCGUUUCCAAACCACGGGCACCAUUGAAGAAAAGAUCUUUCAAAGACAAUGUCAAAAACAAAAUUUGUCUGCCUGCGUCGUUGAUGAAGCCGAAGAUACGGCCCGUCAUUUCACGCAAGACGAUCUCCGUCAAUUGUUCAAAUUCAACCCAGAUACAGUGUGCGAUACGCACGACACGUACAAGUGCAAGAGGUGUAAGGAUGGCAAACAAUAUGUCAAGGCACCGGCUUUGCUUUAUGGUGAUGCUAGCACGUGGAAUCAUUUCCCGAACGUGGAGCUGGGCAAGAUGCAUGACGACCUUUUGCGAGCAGAGUUGGGCCUGCCAGAAGUGUCGUACGUCUUCCAGUACGUUUCGCACUAG
Cryptococcus wingfieldii CBS 7118 is the source of this 2463-nucleotide messenger RNA. RefSeq names its product DNA repair and recombination protein RAD54-like protein. The transcript is spliced from 8 exons. Bases 1 to 2463 code for a protein of 820 amino acids. Gene Ontology annotation, cellular component: nucleus. Gene Ontology annotation, biological process: double-strand break repair via synthesis-dependent strand annealing; reciprocal meiotic recombination. Gene Ontology annotation, molecular function: ATP binding; hydrolase activity, acting on acid anhydrides; ATP-dependent chromatin remodeler activity. Lineage: Eukaryota; Fungi; Basidiomycota; Tremellomycetes; Tremellales; Cryptococcaceae. The record is from RefSeq and is a predicted model, not a curated record.